AAGUAGUCAUAUGGAUCGAAAUCAAUUUGGGAGUAUUUAGACUCGCCGUAAGCUGAAUUUAUUUUGAGUAUCUACAACUGUGAAAAUGUUUUCGAAGUUAACUACACCAGUUUUGGAUAGAUCGAAGCAAAUAGAAUAUAUUACAAAAUUAAUGUUAUGCAGAAGAUAUUCUAUGAACUUUGAAGAGCCUAAAGGACCUUGCAUGAAAACCGAGAUCCCUGGACCAAAAAGUAAAGAAUUGAUGAAACAAUUAGAUAAUAUUUACAACAUUGGAGCCACACAAUAUUUGGUUAACUAUGAAAAGUCAGUUGGAAACUAUAUCGUCGAUGCAGAUGAGAACAUACUCCUAGACACCUACACACAGAUAUCUACAAUGCCCCUUGGGUACAAUCAUCCAGCAUUGCUCAAUGUUUUUAAAAACGAGCAAAAUUUGAGGAGUAUAAUAAAUAGACCAGCACUAGGUGUUUAUCCAGGUACAGAUUGGCCUAAGCGAAUGGAAAAUAUUCUCAAGCAGGUGUCACCUAAACUUCCGAAAAUCACCCCGAUGAUGUGCGGUGCCUGCUCAAACGAAAACGCAAUUAAAACAGCUUUUAUAGCUUACCGAUCAAGAGAACGAAAUAAUAAAGAUUUUACGGAUGCCGAGAAGAAAUCUAGUAUAUUAAAUCAACCACCAGGAUGUCCUGAUUUAUCUAUUUUAUCGUUUAAGGGUGCUUUCCACGGACGAACUAUUGCCACUUUAUCAUGCACACAUUCUAUGGCUAUACACAAACUGGAUAUUCCAUCUUUCAGUCAAUGGCCUAUAGCUACGUUUCCGAUGUACAAAUAUCCUUUAGAAGACAAUCGUAGGGAAAAUGAAAAGAUUGAUGAAAAAUGUCUAGAAGAAGUCGAAGAUCUUAUGGUAAAACAUAAAAGACAUUUUCCAAUAGCAGGUAUCAUAAUCGAACCAAUUCAAUCUGAAGGUGGUGAUAAUCACGCUUCGCCAGAAUUUUUCCAGAACUUACAAAAACUUUGUAAAAAGUACGGAGCUGCACUGAUUAUAGAUGAAGUACAAACAGGUUGUGGACCAACUGGAAAAUUUUGGUGUCACGAACACUUUAACUUACCAUAUCCGCCGGAUAUAAUGACGUUCAGUAAAAAAAUGCAAAUGGCCGGAUUCUUCCAUUCGGAUGAAAUUACGGUAAAACUUCCGUCUCGAAUUUUCAAUACGUGGAUGGGUGAUCCUGGAAAAACGAUACUUUUAGAAGCGAUCAUAGAUGUUAUAAAUACACAAAAUCUAUUGGACCAAGUGAAUAAAUCGGGACGAAGGUUAUAUGACGGACUGCAACAGUUACAGAACGAGUUUCCUGAUAUGUUACAUUCCCUUAGAGGUAAAGGUACAUUUAUUGCCAUAAACGCAAAAGGAACCGAUCUGAGGAAUCAAAUUAUCAUGCAGUUGAAGAGGAAUGGUGUUCAAAGCGGUAGUUGUGGAACAGAAGCAAUUCGUCUCAGACCAGCUCUUAUCUUUAAAGAGCAUCACGCUGAUAUUUAUCUAGACAUUAUGCGGAAAGUAAUCAGAGAACUCAGUAAAGAGAGAAAGAGAAAGUAUUAGAUACAAUGAAAUGUUUAUGAAUGAAAUUUGUCCUUGAUAUCUGUUAUCAUUUGAUAUCGAUUUAAAAAUACAGUUCGAAAUUCAAUUUCGCCGCCGUUACCCAUAGCAACGGGGGGAGGGUUUCUGUUAUUGUAAUAUGUACUAUUGAAAUUUCUAUUAGUACUAUUAUUAUUAUCACCCCUUUCGUUGCAUCUUAUGUUACUCUUAAAAGUGUUAUAAAAUCUAUCCCUAUUUUCACGAAAAUUUUAAGUUCGAUAUGAAGCAGAUUAGCUGAAGAUGUGUUGGAAAGAAUUUGGAACUUCUCCAUCUUUAGCUCCGGAUAUAGCAUCUUUUAAUGUGUCAUAAUUUGUAGCUCUUAUUAUUGUUUUUAUAUUACUGUCUCACAAGCCGUUCGUACGAAGAUGUAUUAAUAUCUAGUUAGCCUAACCCAGUUCCAUGCAUAAACAAAAUAUUGCGUUACCAUAGCAACGGACAAUAACUUAUUAGAAGUGUCAGUGUAAAGUUUGACGUCAAAAAAGUAAACCAGAGUUACGCAAUAAAUUAAAAGAAAACAGAUGUCCACCGAAAUUCUAAAAAUCGAAAAAUUGAGAGUAUCGAGCCAUCAUCAAGUACCUGUAUUUAAAAGGAUUAAGAGGUGAAAAAUUGGACUGCAAACUUCAAAAGAGGUAAAUUUUUCAUUGAAGAUGAUGACCGAUCGGAAAGGCCAGUUUCUGUGUCAGUCCCCGAAAAUAUCGAUUCAAUUCAUGACAUGAUUUUAUGAGACCGUCGAAUUGGUUUAAAGCGGAUAUCUGAAGCUCUCAAUAUUUCAUACGAACGCGUUCAUCAUAUAGUUCACGUCAAUUUGGACAUGAGAGAAAUUGCUGCAAAAUGGAUCCCCAAAUGUUUGAAUGUUGACCAAAAGCGUGCAAGGAUAGAAGCAUCGCGUUCGAUCUGUGCUUGAUUUGAAAAUGAUGUAUGGAUGAGACUUUUGAGAUUGCCAUAGAGUAAUCACGAUUAUUGAUCACUCUACGGGAAAAAAUUAAGAGAAAAGACGCGUAAAGCUAUCCAAAGGUAUUUUUUUGCAGAACAACUCCCCUGCACACAAAUCUCAUGAUGCCAUGCAAAAAAUUCGAAAUUUGGGGUUUAAAUUACUAGAGCACCCUCCUUAUUCACCAGAUUUGGCUCCAUCCGACUAUCAUCUCAUUCCUCAACUGAAAAAAAGAGGAGAAUAUGUUGAGUAAUAAAAUAUUUUGACAUUGAAAUUUUGUUUGGUUCUAUAGUAGGCUAAGAAUUUUUCAAUAUAUCCUCGUAAAAACAUUUAUAGCGUGUUUUUCAUUCAUCGACCUAAGAAUAGGUAACGAAAUUAUGAUAAGGUUAAAUCGACCUUCAGUAUAUUGAAAAUAAUAUUGGAUCUUUUCUUUUCGUUUGAUGAAUAUCAGUUUAAUUUUUUGUAUCCCAAUUAUGCUGAGUAAUUUAUUCCUCAGGUCAAUAGUAAAUCACACUAAACCACUCUUGAAUGUAUCGAUUCUCAGUAAUAAAAAUAUAAUCGAAACUACUGUCUUCCAUAUGGUUCUAUUUUAAAUUAGAUAUAAAAAUUGGUUUCUAUGUACCUAGGUAGUAUUCAAACAUUUACGUUUUAAUUUUUGUAACUUCUUUGAAUAAGAGAAAAUACAUGUAUUUUAUAAUGAA
Diorhabda carinulata is the source of this 3256-nucleotide messenger RNA. Its product is annotated as 4-aminobutyrate aminotransferase, mitochondrial-like. The record is from RefSeq and is a predicted model, not a curated record. The transcript is spliced from 9 exons. Gene Ontology annotation, biological process: GABA catabolic process. Bases 86 to 1588 code for a protein of 500 amino acids. Lineage: Eukaryota; Metazoa; Arthropoda; Insecta; Coleoptera; Chrysomelidae. Gene Ontology annotation, molecular function: pyridoxal phosphate binding. Gene Ontology annotation, cellular component: mitochondrion.